Messenger RNA from Lytechinus pictus (painted urchin), 7940 nucleotides. RefSeq lists its product as uncharacterized. Gene Ontology annotation, biological process: signal transduction; regulation of GTPase activity. Gene Ontology annotation, molecular function: GTPase activator activity; phosphatidylinositol-3,4,5-trisphosphate binding; protein binding. The transcript has 16 exons. The coding region runs from base 495 to 3749 and encodes 1084 amino acids. Lineage: Eukaryota; Metazoa; Echinodermata; Echinoidea; Temnopleuroida; Toxopneustidae. The record is from RefSeq and is a predicted model, not a curated record. Gene Ontology annotation, cellular component: cytoplasm; intracellular membrane-bounded organelle; plasma membrane.
GGGCACUUCCGUGUUUGUGAGCUCGCGCGGGCCUCACUUUUUGUAAAUGAAUCAGUCUAUCCAUGGAGCUACUCUCUGUGGUCUAUCUAUCCAUGAGUGAACCUUGAAGUCUAUGAUCUAACCAGGCAAGAACUUCCGAACCGGACAGGAAUAUAUCACCUAUCUAUAUGGUAGCUAAUGUAGGCAAAAGCACCAUAACAUCGAUCUAACUUCCUACGUUUGUGAUCUAAUUCAUGUUAUUGAAACACAAUGUUCGCGAGCCUGUGAAUUAUCAUCUGUUUACAUGACAUGUUUUGAAUGCUUGCUAACUUGCUGAUGCUUUGGUUAUCUCUACGAAUGCGUGUGACUUUUGGAUCGACAAAAAACCUAGCUUGCUUUGAUUAUAAGUGGAAUAAUACAAUUUGAUUUUUUCCUUCUGACAUGAAUGUUGGUUGUCCUCUUCUCAUAUUUGAAAGCAGGUGAAGCUGGAGCCUGUGUAGGAUUGGGGUGAAGCCAUGGCGGGUGAUAGCAGGACCCCAGGUCGUGAAUCUUGGGUGAUUACAUUGCGGGUAAAAGCUGGCAAUGACCAAUGUGCUGACUGUCGUGAUUGUGACUGUGAAAAAUGCGGUUUUCCAGAUCCUGUUUGGGCGUCGACUGAUCUUGGAAUAAUUAUUUGUGAUGAAUGUAAAUCACUUCACGAAUCUGUGACAAAAGUAGAAUUCAAAUCUAUCCUGAGUAGCCAUGAAUGGACCGAAGAAGAAUCAACGAAAAUGGAGGCGACAUGCAAUAAGGAAAUGAACGAGAUUUAUGAAAAACGAGCACCACCUGGAUAUCAGAAACCAACAAGAUGCUUCAACAGGGCUUUUCGGGAACACUGGCUGGUAUCUAAAUACAUCAAACGUCAUUUCAUGGCUGUGGAGAAGGAGUCUCUAUUCCCUAAACUACCAAGUAGAACAGAGAACAUCUCAACCAGUGUUCCAGCAUACCUGAAGAUAGGAAAGAAGACAGGUUAUCUUUGGAAACGAGGACGGGAUGACGACAUGUUCCAGAAGAGAUGGUUUGAAUUCAGCAUUGGCAGUCAGUCUGGUAUGCGGGCCUCACUGGUUUACUACACGGAUGCAAAUAAGCAGAAUCUUCGAGGAGAUGUGAGUCUGAAGGAUGUACAUGUAUGCCUUGCUUCAGAAGAUAAGAUACGCCAUCCUAACGGUUUACAGUUCAUUAUAGAAGAAGAGAGUAAAGUCAGGAUGAUUUACCUGUAUGCCGACCUCGAGAAGGAUAUGAUAGAGUGGUACCAAGCUAUUUGCAUUGUCAAGUUCUGGGUUGCCAGGUUCAACACCACAAUGGAGUCUAGACAACCUAUCGAUGAACAGCAGAUUCUCCAAAAUCUGAACCAUGAAAUUCUCUUGGAAGGCUCUUUACAGAAGACUGAUAGUUCUGCUAGGCGGGCUUUCAGGAGAAGAUGGUGUAUCCUUUACGGUAAAAGCUUAAUGUACUUCAACAAUGAGCUGGACGCUAACCCAAUCAAGGUAGUGAGACUAGGUUCCCACACUGACGGUUUUUCAUUGAUAAUGACCGGUGAUCAUCAUCCUCAAUGGCCCAAGGGUGGCUUUCAUUUUCUUCUGAAGACCCCUGGAAGGGUGUUCACUUUCAGCGCAGAUACCGAAUCAGAGAGACAAGCCUGGUAUCGAGCCCUCUUUAGGGCGUGUAAUCCAAACAAGUGUCAAGCUCGGCCGCAACCACCGCCUCGGCCUUCUAGUAGAAACCCUUUACCAUGUCCUCCAACCAAGGUACAAUUGAACUCGAGAUCAACGAAGGACUCCUUGCCCGACGUCCCCAAGGUUGAUGUACAAAAACCCGAAGUUCCGCAGCCCCAAGUUCCGAAGCCCGAAGUCAAGCGUCGGGUUACCUCGCAAGUUUCGGUUCCAUUACUUGAUCCACCGAUACCAAGCCCACGUUCCCAUUCACCUGCUAGGAGAAUAAGCUCCGAUGUCUCUGACAGAGACUCACAAGGAUAUCUCCAACCCAUCUUCAGACCGAGUUCUGACGACGUUCCACCACCAGUCAUGCCAAGGCCAGCGGAGACACUUCCUGGCUACGUCCCAAGUAUCGACCGACAAAAUAGCGAUGUACAAAGCGACGACGAUGACUUCCCUGAUGCAUCGAGCGAGAGUGAGAACGAGGAAGUUGCGUACAUUGAAAUGGACGUCGUACCGAUCAUUUGCACAAAGGUGGACGGUCAUGGGACAUGCGUGAAGGCAUUUGGUUUCUGUCUUAGGAUUCCACACGGAGCCAUAGACACUCCAAAAGAGAAUAAAUGUUUUAUUUCUGUGACACCACAUCAGCGGGAAUGCCCAGUGUUCAACGGUAACGACCUACCUGGCAUCAAUGCUUACAGCGCCCACGUCGUCGAAUGUCGGAGUUUCAACUACCACAGACCGCUUCUGAAACCUUUGCAGUUAGAGAUACCUCACUGUGCUAACAUCGGUGACCUGAACGAAUGCAGAGUUACUCUGUGGCAUAAAACACUUCAGAGUGACGAAACCCUUGAUUGUUGGCGACAGGUACCCGAGACGAAUGCGGCCAUCAUAUGCCGUGUAAAGCAACGAUGUCUUCAACUCACCACUCUCCAUCUAGGAAGCUAUACAUUCCUUUUAGAUGGUCCGGGAAUACUGGGAAAGGCGAUGCAGAUGGCUAUCUUCACCCGAGCCAGUGCACAUACCGAGGUCGUUACAGCGCAUAUCUAUCUCUUCAAUAAUAUCAGCAGCGACUCUGUAUGGACGAACAUUGAAGAGAAAGAGUUCAAUGCCGGCGCCGUUUUGAGCGACGUCAGUACAUCAUUUUCAAUCCAGAGAGAUGGGAGUGAUCUGUCGUUGACCUUACAUGACAUUGAUGGUCUCCAACUAGAUAAUGGUCAACUAAAUGUGCUGACGGUCCCACAGAAGAAGCUCUGGCAGUCUCCAUUCACCAUGUUGGUCGUGAAGUUUAUCAACACAGCUCACCAAGGAAAAGCUAAUAUCACUCUCAAACAGACAGAUUCCACCGGGGGAGACAGCUGGCAGGAAAACGCAGUAUUCAGUUUCUUAGCUGAUUGCAUUGUUUUUGUAGAAACACUCACGGAGGAAACGCAUACGGAGCAUGGUGCAUACUGCACGCCGUUCGACAUUGCCAAGUGGCAGGCCCAAUCUCAACACCUCAUAACACCAGCUCCCGGCUCUCGGGGUUCCAUCAUUGCAGGGGAAGAUGCCUACGUGCAUCUUGACUUUUACCCGCUUCCCGCCCGCCAUACGUCGGAACGCCGCGAGGCGCAAAGGAAACAGAGCCUUCGACACUACCACGCCUCCCUCCUCAGACAACGCCUCGCCCCACUCUCCCGGACCACACCCCGCGGCUUUCAGAAGAAAUAUCAGGGCGGGUCGGAAGGGGAGGCCUCAUCCUCGACAACGACGAGUGAAACGAGCACGGAUGGGAGUGGCCAAGCCACACAAUCUACUUCCAUACCACAGGGGUUGAAGGAAGACCUGAGUCAGCUUCUUGAUGAUUUAGCAGAGUAUGGGAACGACUGGAGCAUGUUAGCACGCUAUCUAGGUCUGGACCAUCUCAUGCACCGUUUUAUCGUCAGCUCCCGUCCAACGAUAACUCUACUAGACUGCUGUGAAAGUAUGGGCUAUACAUUGGCUUACAUUGAAGAAGCAGUAAAAGCCAUCGAACGAAAAGACGCAGCUAGUCUCAUAUCGAACUAUAUUAGCCGCAAACAAGGAAGUGUGAAGUGAUAUUUCAACAGUACUAACAAUAACAGUGUCUUGGUAUUAACAAAUUUAAUAAAUUUUAGUAAAUUUUAGUAAAUAUAAAGAGCUCUUAUUUUCAAGAGUUUGCGGAAUUAAGAACAGGAACACGAUGAAGACGGUAUAGCCCUUAUCAAGAGAUAGUGCAGUUUGAACGCUAUUAAAAACAGUUCUGGAUGAGAUUAUCUUGAUUCGUUAACAAUGAAAUUCAUUUAAGAUGCACGAAAACGUGAAUAAAAGACAUUUUUACAAAGCUAUGCUCCCCGACAAAAACAUUCUCAACUGAGGACGUAUAAAUUACCCCAAAGUGGCGUUUCGGAAUAGCGGCACCCGGGGUAAGUGAUACAAUUGCGCCCCUUCCAAUUUAGAGUAGCUCAUGUGGUUGUUCCUGAUACUAUUUUUUCUUCUUUUCUCCACUUUUAUUCAGUUUUUCUUACUUUUUGUGCCCUUUACAGCUGCGAUAUUCGAUCGGAAGAUAAGGAUAAAAUACCCUAAUCUAUAACCAAGAGAUGGGCCAAUAGCGGGAUUCAAUAAUUUUAAUUCAGCUCUAUGAAAAUGAUUCAUUCUAUAUAAAUAAGAUUCUGAAAAUAAAAUGUGUGAUUAUACAGGGUCUGUAAAUAUUUAAAGUAGCUUUUCUUCUUGCUUCAUUUCCUUUUGAAAAAGGAGUCUAUUGAAACAUAGUGCUUAUAAAAGUAAAACUUCUGAAAUACAUAAAUAGUCUAAAUAGAGUAGAUGAGUUAGAAUUGACUUUUAAGGUCUUUUGUAUUUUUCCUUUUUUUUCUUUCUUCGGGAUGGGGAAUAAAUUUAAGAUAAAAAUAAUUAAAUACAAAACUUGUGUAAAAUACAAUACAGUUAUCCAGACGUUUCGCAUUAUUUGAUAUUAUCGUAGAAGUGCAAAUCUAUACAUGGUCUUUGCCGAAUGUUAUGAACAUAGACGAUAUCGCUUAUGAGACGUGCUGAUUCUGAAAAUGAAAUCAUCUGCUUGUGUAAAUUUAUUAUUAUCUGAUUUUUGUACAAACUGUAACUACGAAAAAGUUGUAUUACGGUAGCGAGGGUACAGAAUUAUCAUCUAUAUGAGCAUAUUUAUUUUUAUCAUAUAUAUUUAUACAUAUGUAAAUCCUUUCACAUGUUUUGAUACUCAAAGCAAACAACUCGAUAAUGAUUUAUAUAGAAUCCAUUUUGUCCUCGUUCAUAAAUAUGUCUUCAAUGAUAAAAACACAAAGAUAAAUUUAUGAUUUUAAGAGAAGCUAUCGGAAAGCGUUUACAUGGUUGAAUCGCUGAUCCACUUGUAUCUGGUAUUUUUUUAUUUUUUGAAGUUGAUAGUAAUAAAGCUGAGUAAUUUGCUUUACUAAUGUUUACCCCUUAGUUCAUGAACUAUAUUAUCAUCAAGCCGUCACAAUUUGAUAGAGAUAUAGGCCUAUAUAUAGACAACAUCGGGAUGAAUAUCGAUGAAGGGGUCGGACAAACUGGAAAUGAAAUAUCCAUCUACGCUAAUCAACGCACUAUUUUGUCAUUUUGUGGUUCAGUUCCUCAUUUUAUUAACAUGAUUGAUGUUUCCAAACCAAUUAAGUCACUUAAAUAUGGUUACCAUUACCAUACCAUUGAAAACCACAAUUAUAAAUGGAAUAGCAAUGUGGUCUCGAACUUUCAUCAUGAAGACUUUUUCAUAAACACGAUUAAGUUAUUUUUAGAUUUAAGCUCAAUCUUACAAACGGCUGAAAUAUAAAGUAAAAUAUGCCUGUCGGCUUAAAUGCAUUACCCAAAGAAGGAAUAGUUUUAUAAUAACUGUUACUAUUAUCAAACAUUUUCAGGUCAAUGCACAUAAACUACUAUCAUGACCUUUGCGUUAGAUUUAUAUAAUGACGUUUACCAUGGUUACCGAAUGAGCAUUAUUUACAUUGGUUGAAAAUCAACUAGCGAUUGAUUUUAGAAGUUGUGUUUGAUCUCAAUUCUUUCUGUAAUGGAUCCCUGUUGUAUAUGAAACAAAUGAUUUGAAAUACAGCAUUACUUUGUAAUAAUUGUUUAUGUCAUAAAUGCAUUGAGCUUAUAUAUUGAUACUACAACAUAUACGAAUGUGAGACAUUUUAAAAUUUAAUUGUUAUGAUAUGGUUCUCUGUCAAACGUAUCAUGUAGAUUCUUAUUUUUUUGUACUGAAACUAUUUUUAUAACGUAUAUUACUAAGAAUUUAGCUACUAUUUUAGUCCGUGAUUAUUUUUGUCUGUUCAAUUGUUGAGAGGUGAUGGGCACAUGUUAUGAUAAAUUUGUUGAAAAUGAUUGACCCUUUUCGAUAUUCAUGUUUAUACAUAAGGGGUCGCUUUGCUGAAAUGGACAGAAGUUGAAAAAAUACAUAUUUUAUAUUUAUCCUCGAAAUUAAAAAAAAAGUUUUUUGGUUUCUAAUGACGCCUAUAAUUUUCAUGUUAAAAAAAAAAAAACAUUAAAAAUUACCGAUGAGCGUGAAAAGGGGAACAUUGUCACGUGAUUAUAAUUUUGUCAUUAUGUUUUUAUUAAUCCUUGAAUCAGCAUGGCGGGUUUUUUAUAUACAAGAUGAAUUGAUAAUCAGAUUAUGGGGGUCAUCAAAGGUCAAAUACGUGGUCUGACAGUAUAAUAUGUAUCGGUUCACUGUAAUGAACAAAAUAAUAAGAAACAAUACUGGCAAAAUAUUAUUCGACUAUGUAGAGAUCACCUUUGAUCUAAACUCACCGCUUUAUAUUUUGCCAAAUCACAUGAUGCAUUGGCAUACAGAUGGGAGGGGCUUGAGCCCCAUGGACCCCACAAGUUUCACGACCAAGGAAAAAAGGAGAAAAUAGGGGAAAUAUAAGGAUUUUAGACAUUUGGUUCCAUGCGAAAAAGUAAAAAAGUGAUAUAUUUCGACCCUUAAUCUUCGAAAAAGGGGCGCGGGAGGGGACACCGCAUACCACAGGGUAAUACUUUAGUAUCCGACUUUGUGCCAACGGGUGGGUAUUUCAUAAAGUUGCUCGUAAGUUAAGAGCGGCUUUACGAACGACUGGUGAUCCUUUCUUACGCGCUAAACCACCGCCAAUGAACAUUUUGGUGUAUACCAUUUACCACAAGAUAGGAUCCAGUCGUUCUUAUACAGUGCGUAUCAAAAAAAGUUUACACUUUGAAAAAGCCCUGGGAAUUAAAGAAUAUGCGACAUGUGGGUUUUUUUUUCCACUUAUAAUCUUGGGUUUGGGUCUCAUCUAUCCAAUGAAAGUAAAGGUUUUGACAUAAUGUUACAAUGGAGUGAGUACUGUCCAUUUUUGUAAAGCUCGCAGAAAUCUGUUUGCGCAGAAAUGCUCGUUUUCACGCUGUGUCAAGGGGAAAGGGCGAAAUCAAACUUACCCUGCGAAACAUUUCUCGUACAUUUCCCUUGUACUUUAAGUCAAUUGAAAUAAAACGGAUACCUUCAAGCAUUUUGUAACUAUUUUGCCACCCAAAUUGAAAUUUUAACAUUUAGUAAGCACAAUCUUUCACCCUUUUUGUGCCAGCUGGAUCUGAGGACAUAACUGAAUCUGAACAAAAGUUUAUAUCAGACAUAUCCAGCAUUUUUCACUAAGUUUUUAUCAUUUAAAGUGGGUUUACAUUUCAUUUUUCAUUUAAUACUUGUUUCCCCACACUUUUCCCAAGCUUGACAAUGAUUAACUAAAUGAAAAUCAAGCCUAAGCUAUUAAAUGUAAAUCACAGCUCAGUGUAAAGCAAAUAACGUCUCGAUGGCCUCGUUGUGUGGGGGAGUGGACUGGGGCGCAAUGCACUCUUCGAAUUGUUUUGGACAAGGAAACAAGUUUUAAAAGGUAAAAGAUAUCUUCAAAUCAAUUUUACUAGCUAAAUUCCACGUGUUCUUCAUGAUUAAGGUCUACUUUUAUUUGCUAAACUAUUUCAAAGUUAUGCGCAAAUCAUUUUUCACUAACUUUUCAAAAGUAAGUGGUGCUCACUCAAGCGGAAAUAUUUUUCGACAGUUAUAUCGUCAUUUGCUUAAAUGGAUCUGCACCAAUGUUAAAAUGUGGAAAAAUCUUCAGAAUAUUACAAAUGUGUAAUUUUACAGGAUUUUUUCAAAGUGUAAACUUUUUUUUUGAUACGCACUGUAUAGUCGCUCUUAACUUACGAACAUCUUUAUGAAACGGUCCCCGGGAGAGGGUUCGUGUCUCCUUUAACCCACCCUCCACCACCCACCCGUAACCC